This is a messenger RNA of Penicillium pulvis, 936 nucleotides long. Its product is annotated as aldo/keto reductase family protein. Lineage: Eukaryota; Fungi; Ascomycota; Eurotiomycetes; Eurotiales; Aspergillaceae. The record is from RefSeq and is a predicted model, not a curated record. The transcript is spliced from 3 exons. Gene Ontology annotation, molecular function: oxidoreductase activity. Bases 1 to 936 code for a protein of 311 amino acids.
AUGGCUGCUAAGGUCAAACUCAUUUUGGAGGUACUCGAUACUGUCAAGGCAGGAGGGGUCAAAAGCAUUGAUACGGCCAGAACAUAUGGAAACUCGGAAGAACUGCUGGGUCAGGUAUCGGCUGGCUCCCGUUUUGCAAUUGACACAAAGGUGCCCGGGGGGUUCCGCCCAGAACUAUCUACCAAAGAGCUCUUGAUCAGCACCACAGAAACGAGCUUGAAUGCUCUGAAUACAGACCAGGUUGACAUACUCUAUAUCCAUGCACCCGAUCGUCGAAUCUCCCUUGAAGAUCAGCUGGAGACUUUUAAUCAGCUCCACCAAGCUGGAAAGUUCAAACGAUUUGGGCUCUCAAACUUUCUGGCUGAUGAGGUUGAAGAAGUUGUGCGCAUUUGCCGCGAGAAGAACUAUAUUUUACCAAGCGUUUACCAGGGGAACUAUUCUCCCGUCGCGCGUCGAGCAGACACCGAUAUACUGCCCACACUCCGGAAACAUGACAUUUCUUUCUACGCCUACUCCCCGAUUGCCGGGGGGUUCCUGACAAAAGAUGUCGAAACUUUGGUCAAAGGUGGUGAUGGCCGGUGGGAUCAAAGUACCUUCCUUGGUGAACUUUACAAUGCCCUUUACAACAAGCCUAGUAUGCUGGAAGGCCUCAAGUUGUGGGAGAAAAUUUCUAAAGACUCUGGAAUCGCCAAGGCUGAACUCGUGUACCGGUGGGUGGCUUACAACUCACAUCUCAAAGGCGAAUUCGGGGAUGGUCUGAUCUUUGGUGCCCGCACCCUAGAACAAGUUAACCAAACCCUUGCUGGUCUGGAGAAAGGAGCACUCCCUUCCCAUAUAGCGGAGCAGAUUGAAAUCGUGUGGAAGAUCGUCUUGCCUGAUGCUCCCCUGGACAACUUCAAUUCCUACCUGGAGAAGCGUAACGAGCAGACUACAUGA